CAUUGCCGGUUCAUCAUCCACGUGUUCCCCCAAGAAUAGGCUUAUCGUUUUAUGGCCUGAAACGCUUUCCAUCUCCGUCGUGACGUUGAUAAUUCUUUGGGACGAGCCUGUUGUUCUCGAUGAGACUAUGAGGCGAAUUGUUGCCAGAAUCCGAUUUUCUUUGCCUCCCAAUCAUCCUGCGUUUCUCUCGCCACUCCUGCUGGCUGGCUGGAACUUGUAUACAAUUGGACUUGUAAACAAUCGUCAACCCCCUCGUCGGGGAACUUUCCCCGACAAUCCCCCGUGCGUGUGUGUACUCAUCCUGGCUUUGAACUCCAACGACGACGAUCAUCUCAUAUACACAAUACUCAUCGGGAGGCAAAGCCAAUUGUAAGAAGAUCGCGAUUGUGUAUACAAUUGAGACUCAGGCCCCCGUUUCUUUUAACCUGUCGUCCCAGAGCUGCACAGUGAGUGCACGCUCACCUCCCUAGGGAGGUAGAAUGGUGUGUCAUUUACGUGGGCAAGGAGGAGAGAGAUUCCUGUGUUUGUCACAGACCAAACAUACGGAGAAACUUGUACGAAUGAAUUGUUCGAGAUUUCCAAAGCUCGGAUCAAGCAAGAUCUCGCCUGGAAUUGACAGUUUAGACUUAGGCUGCUGUUAUGUAUCUGCUAUCAAUAGUCAAGAUCUGUUCCGUUCUCCCCCUCAUUGUUUAUCCAAAGCGGAACAUAAUGGAAAAACCAAGCCAUAAACUGGCAACCCUAAGACUUUGGGAGGAAGAACUCUCCUCACCAAUACUACUACUAUUACCACCAACACCAUCACCAUCACCACCAGUCUCAGUUUCGCUAUCGCUCCUCCAUUAUUGUACGUACUACAGCAUGCACGUACGUACGUGUUCAAGACGACCGAGCAUCACGCCAAACAAAGGCAAGAUGCGGGCCAUUGUUUAGAUUGGGCGAAACAAAAGAUAAUAGAGAUCGGGAACUGGCUGAAGAUGGCCAGAUUAAUUAUCAUUAUAGGCCAAAAGUGUCGUCAGGAACCCUGCUUUCGUGAUCAUGAGCAAGAAGACGAGAGACACCUUCACAAAUGGCCCCGAAGGGUUAUGAAUACCCCUCCCGUGCAUACAUAUAAAAGCAGUUAACGGUGCAAUUAUCCAGAUCUCGUAUUUUGUUUGCAAGUGAAACAUGACACAUCAUGGGAGCAGCUUUAUUUUUCUUCUCUAUAUUUUCCCCCAUAGAUCUCUUUUUUGGGCAACAGCAAGCGCCCAGGAUGUCUUCCAAGAGGAAAUCCCAACCCACGCGGAUCUUGGAAGAGGCUGUGGCGGCAGCGGCCUCCAAUAUGUCGUCCUCUGGAUUCUUCUUCCCGGGUAACUACGCCUCCCAGCCCCCGCCCCUUUUGGGCAAGGGCGAGGAAGGGCAUGCUCAAGGGGCCAACCAUCACUUGAUUUCCAGUAUCUUUGGCAACCUGCACCUCCAAAAAGAACACCAACUGAAUAAUCACCUGCCACCCACCCAACAACAACAACAACAACAACAUCCACGCUCCUCCGAAUCUCCCCCUCCUCCGCUGAAAAAGGCCCACAAAUCUGACGACUCCAAGGCAUCACCCUCGAGCUUGGAGAUGGCCCAGUUUGAGUAUUUGAGAGCCAUGGCCAUGGCCAACAUGGCUCAACAACAACAGCAACAACAACAACAACAACAGCAACAAGAAAGUGACUUUGCUACGUCUUAUCGGGAGCUUCUCCUGGCUCGCCAACAACAACAGCAACGAAAGUCCAUGGAGACAGUCUUGAAGAAAUUAGCUGAAAAGGAAGAGUUCAGCUCUGAAGAAAAGACGAACGAGCCGGCUUUAUCCAAAUCUGCUCAUCCCGAUUUGAAUCCAAACCUGAUUCCCAGUUUAAUCUCCUACGCUAACCACCUUCAAACCUCCAACAACAGUGCCAGCCACCACCAACAGCAGGCUGACUCCCCCGAGAGUGGUUUGGACCAACAAAAGUUCAAGGAUUUGGUCACCUAUCUCUAUCAUUGUAUGGCCAACAAACAGCAACACCACCAUCACAAUCAAGGUUCCACCUCAUACGAUCCCGCCAAGAUUCUGUCUGGUUCUGUGGGCCAAAAUGACGGACUUCUAGCGUCCCUCAAAUCGGUUCUGGACCAGCAACAAUACCAUCACGCUUUAGGAGCUCUAGGUCAAUCGACUGAGGAUCAAGGCAGUGGUUUGUUUCAUGGAAAAGAGUCACCAAUUUUGGAUCGGUUCCCUUUUAUGGAACAGAGCCCAGGAGGAGGAAGAGGAGGCGGAGGAAAUCAAGUGGUAAGAAGUGGACGUGUUUUCUUCUUCACGCUUCGGGUUCCUCGUGUUAUCACCUUCCUUUCAUUUUUUUUUCAGUCCCAAUCAGGCGGAGGCGUACCCUUGUCCCACACGAAUAACAACAUCAACAACAACAACAACAACCAGGGUAGCCCAAAGAAUGAUCAUCAUCCAUCAUCAGCGUUGUCUUGGGCUAGUGAUAAAAAGCCCCCAAUCCCAGCCAAUUCCACCCAUCCAUCAUCAAAAAGUGCCAACUUUACCUCCUCGUCCUCGUCCCCGAACUCGACGACACAUCAUAACACGUCUUGUACAACGCCCCGAUCCUCGCCGGUUCCCUCAAGCAUGAUGCUUUAUUCACAAGCCCAAAUAGCAGCCGCCACCACAACACCUUCUUCGCACGGCACACCCACCUCCCACCCACUCAAUUUGAGCAAGGCCAAACGCGAAGACAACAACAACCAAUUGAGCACAGAUUUCGUUUCCGAUGAGGAAACAGCCGCCCUCGAGUUCUUUCGGAAAACUAAAUCGCUCUUUACGGGUGGACCCGCUGGCGCAGUCAUGCCGCCUUUCUUGAGCCAAGCCGGUCAACCUAUCCCGGCCAGUUCGCCCUUCAUGGGCGGGAGAGGGGGUGGAGCCGGGGGAGGUAAACCCACAACCCUACCUGACGUGGUCUCAACCCUGCCCAUGUUUCCCGGGCAUCUGAAAUCCGGACACAUCCCUGAUUUAUCUCGUUACGGUCAGGCCAUGUCGGGUCGGUUCUCUUUUCUGUCAGAUCAGUUGCGGUUGCCCAUGGAGUAUCACCACCAUGCGUUCCGUACUUCGUUCCAUAACGGUGGGGUCGGCUCCCCAUUCGCUCCUGGAAUGCCACCCCCGGGAAUGAGCUCGUCACCGCCAAAUAGUUCCAAGAUAGACGACCCUAUGAAAGAGAACGACCGCUCCGACGACAACGGAUCCUGUCAAAGCAAAAUGUUUGGAGCUAAAAUCAUUCGUCAAUCUCGCAAAGAGCGCGAAGGACACCCACACAUCAAGCGACCCAUGAAUGCUUUCAUGAUUUGGGCCAAAGACGAGCGACGCAAGAUCCUCAAAGCCUGUCCAGACAUGCAUAACUCCAAUAUUUCCAAGAUACUGGGUGCCAGAUGGAAGGCCAUGUCGAACACGGAGAAGCAACAAUACUACGAGGAGCAGGCACGCCUCUCGAAAGUGCACAUGGAAAAAUAUCCCGAUUACCGAUACCGACCCCGACCCAAACGCACGUGCAUCGUGGACGGCAAGAAGCUGCGCAUCUCCGAGUACAAGUCUCUCAUGAAGAAGCGUCGCGAGGAAAUGCGUCAAUUGUGGUGCAAGGACGGCGAGGACGGAGGCUCGACCGGUGGUCAGCAUGGACCGCCCAUGGGCGUAUCCCCACCGCCCAGUUUCGGACCCACCCCUUUGUUGUAUGAUGAUGCAUCCCCGGCGGGUCGGACCCAUGGCGAGGAGGAGGACGAGGACGAGGAGGAAGAGGAGGAGGACGAGAUCCUGAUGGGCGUGGCCGGGCAACGUCACCAUGGCGUGACCAUGGCAUCCACUUCGCCGUCUUCGGCCGUGUCACAUUGUUAGGAUCAAGAUCUGAUAGGAAAGGGUAGACAAAAAAACAAGAGCUCUAACUAAAUAGUUUUUAUUGAUAUGUACGUUGAAUAUGAUAGAUGGCCCUCGAAUGUCUCCGGAGGGUCCACGUGUUCUUGACACCAAAGAGAAUGUUUUAGUCGUUGAUCUGGUAUUCUGUUUCUUAUUUCUCAUUCAUUGUUGUUAAUGUCUCGGGUGGCUCUGAAGUACGAUGAGAAACUUGUGUCCUUCAAUUGGUCAAAACACGCCCACUCUAGACAUCACCCCAACGGCCACGCCUACAGAAUGCCAUGAAUCCUACUUAGCUGUUAGGUAUUCGCAUUCAAGUUCCGAUUCUUGCUCACGUUCAAAUGAUAGUACCAAAAAUGUCGAUUAUAGUGAUCCAGUUCUUACUACUUCUAUUAUUCGUCGAUUUUCCUCGUGUCCCGAAUUUUCAUCACCAAAAUAGUCUCUCUAGUGUUUCAAUCCCUUUGAUGUCACAAUCAUCAGUCACCAACGUCAUAAUUCUUAAUACCGUCAUUAUUAUCAUUAUCAUCAUCUCCCUGAAUAGUGUGUUGAAUAAAACGAUUAUUUACAAAUCAUUUGCCAUUGCUUUCGGACCAACGUGUAGGUAUCAAGUGACGGAUAACGGCAAACUACCUCUAAUGCCCCGUUCCCAUUGAGGCAUUAAAUUGAAAUCAGCCU
Messenger RNA from Tigriopus californicus, 4573 nucleotides. RefSeq lists its product as uncharacterized. Gene Ontology annotation, biological process: cell fate commitment; regulation of transcription by RNA polymerase II. Gene Ontology annotation, molecular function: DNA-binding transcription factor activity, RNA polymerase II-specific; RNA polymerase II cis-regulatory region sequence-specific DNA binding. Lineage: Eukaryota; Metazoa; Arthropoda; Copepoda; Harpacticoida; Harpacticidae. Gene Ontology annotation, cellular component: nucleus. The record is from RefSeq and is a predicted model, not a curated record. The transcript has 5 exons. Bases 1175 to 3883 code for a protein of 902 amino acids.